CAGCUUGUGCACGUGACUUCGCGGUACCAGGAGUCAAGAUGGCGGAUAGUGAGGCUCCAGCUCUCUUUGACGAUGAACCUUCUCCACAAGAGGAAACUCAAGAACCGUCACCUAAUCCCUUUGGAGAUACUACCGAGAUAUCUUUAGACUCUGAUGACAAGGAAGAGAGUGAGCCUGCAAAGGUGGACGUAGAGAAAACGGAGGAAAAGCAAAGUGAAGAAGAGACUCCGGAUGAGAAGUCAAAAGACGAACCUCAAGGAGCUGCCUCGGUCGAUGUCACAAACUUAUCCGAACCUGAAGAAGCUCCUAAGAAAGAAGAUAAACCAAAGCCUAAGCCAGAGGAAGAAGAAGAAGAUGUUGAAGAGGAAACAGAUACAUUUGACUUGGAAAUCAAAGUCAUGGAUCCAGAGAAAGUUGGUGAUGGUAUGAAUGCAUACAUGGUCUACAGUGUAAUAACUAAUACAAGUAUGCCAGAAUUCAAGAGUCCGACUACAACUGUAAAGAGAAGGUUCAGUGAUUUUCUUGGUCUGCAUGAGAGAUUGUCAAGCAAGUACCUUCAUCUUGGCCGAGUUGUCCCUCCAGCUCCAGAAAAAUCUGUUCUUGGCAUGGGUAAAGUCAAGUUUGGCAAGGAGGAAGAAAAAUCUAAAGAAUUUGUAGACAGGAGGAAAGCUCUUCUUGAAAGGUUUAUGAACCGCAUUGCAGCUCAUCCGUCUCUUAGAGCAGAUCCAGACUUUAGACAGUUUCUGGAAGCUGAAAUGCUUCCAAGAGCAAAAGAUACGGCUGCUCUGAGUGGUGGAGGAAUAAAGCGCUUUGUAAAGUCUGUUGGGGAUACUAUGUUUAAUCUUACUACRAAGAUGUCUGAGUCUGAUCAGUGGUUUGAAGAAAAACAAGCACAAAUUGAGACCCUGGACCAACAGCUCAAGAAACUACAUCACAAUGUAGAACUACUUGUAAUGAACAGAAAAGAGCUAAGCACCACCACUGGUAGCUUUGCUAAAAGUGCUGCCAUGUUAAGUAAUUCCGAGGAGCAUACAUCACUUUCUCGUGCACUGACACAAUUAGCUGAAGUGGAGGAGAAAAUUGAACAGCUACAAUCCCAACAGGCAGAAACUGACUUUUUUGUGUUGUCUGAGCUGUUAAAGGAUUACAUUGGUCUUAUACAGUCAGUGAAGGCUUGUUUUCAUGAACGUGUAAGAUCCUACAGUAACUGGCAGAGUGCUCAGCAGACUUUGACGAAGAAAAGAGAAGCUUUAGUCAAGAUAGAGUUGGCUGGGAAGAAUGAGAAGUUACCUCAAGCACAAGAGGAGGUCAAAGAGUGGGAGCAGAAGGUAGAGAAAGGACAAGAGGACUUYGAAGAAAUCUCAAAAACCAUUCGCAAGGAAAUGUCACGCUUUGAGACAAAUCGUGUAAAGGACUUCCGUCAAGCCAUCAUUACAUACCUUGAAGCCAUGAUGGAAACACAGCAACAGCUUAUCAAGCACUGGGAAGGAUUUCUACCUGAAGCCAAAGCAAUUGCAUAAAUCUUGAUUUAUUUUUAUGUAACUCACUCACUAAAUACAACAUAAAUGACAAGAACACUGAAUCUCUGAUUAGUAUUUUUACUAAACUUACUGUAAGCAUUGUUUUAAUUUGCUAGACAUUACAAUGGAAGGGAAAAUUUGAGCUAAAAAGAAAAAUUGCUUAAGUAAAAUGAAAUUGAUCCUAAAAACUUAGAUUUGUACUUGCAGAAAAUGCAGUAUAGUACAUAAGAGUUGUGAUUGGAUAGAUGUAAUGUGAUUGACAGCUUCAUCUGUGUUUGGUAACUAUAGUAAAGGCGUUGGAGGCUAUUAUCUUAGCAUUAACUAAAAAAGAGACAACUAUUUAGUAUCGAGUCUCAUUGUUAGAUUUGAAUUUAGCAUUUGAAUAAAUAAAGUCUWAAAAACAUUUAAAUUUGA
Messenger RNA from Actinia tenebrosa (Australian red waratah sea anemone), 1934 nucleotides. Its product is annotated as sorting nexin-2. Gene Ontology annotation, cellular component: endosome membrane; endosome. Lineage: Eukaryota; Metazoa; Cnidaria; Anthozoa; Actiniaria; Actiniidae. Gene Ontology annotation, biological process: early endosome to Golgi transport. Gene Ontology annotation, molecular function: phosphatidylinositol binding. The record is from RefSeq and is a predicted model, not a curated record.